Neltuma alba is the source of this 742-nucleotide messenger RNA. RefSeq lists its product as uncharacterized. The coding region runs from base 60 to 533 and encodes 157 amino acids. The record is from RefSeq and is a predicted model, not a curated record. NCBI's taxonomy places the organism in Eukaryota, Viridiplantae, Streptophyta, Magnoliopsida, Fabales, Fabaceae. The transcript is spliced from 3 exons.
GGAACUUUAUUUUUUUUAAAUUAAAGAUUGAUUGCUCCCUCUCGAUUUCUCUAUUUCAUAUGCAAUUGGUUUUCCUUUCCAGGUCGGUUAAUAAAUGCUUUUGUUGGUUACGACCCCAAGAAGCUGAGAUGAGUGUUGCAGAGCCUUCGAAGAAGGGUUCUUCUCUUCCCCGAAUUGUUAAGUUGGACAAGGCAUUGAAACUGGCCGAGGUAUGGGUAAAUAACAUGAGCAAAGUUGAAGAUGAUGAACCAACAGAUGCCGGCAAAGAGGGUCGGCCUCCUAGGCUUGGCCUUGGUGCAAAAGUUGUCCGCCAAUCCAAAGUGGUGCCCUCAGAUGACCCUGUUGAACGGAAGUUAUAUGCUAAGUUGGAUGCCAGAAAAAGAAAAGCUGCUGAGGAUUCUAGAUCAUCUCAAAGAGAUGUUGAAGAUGAAGACGACAACGCGGACGAAGAUAGCAGAAGUAGUUCAUUUAUGAAAAAGGCAGCACCACGUCCUUUGCCCUCAAUGAUUCUGGGAAAUAAGAAGAGGAAAUAACGAAACAUUUCAUAGUUGUUCCUUGCUACCUUUGAUGGCUAUAUAACUUGUUAACUACAUUCGGCUUGAUGGCUUCCACUGAACGCCUUGCAUUUAGAAACUGUAUAGGCAUUUACUGUAAUUUUUUGGGUAAGGUAAUGAUAUUUCAUGUAAUUUAGGUUAUAUGCUUCAUGAGAUUAAUAUCUAAUUGCAGUUUUGCGUCCAUUUAA